AUGGUGCAGAACAACAUGAAAGGGCGAAUAGAUCGAUUCGAAUGUGACAGAGAAGAAGAACUAUCUUUUUUCCGGGAAUUGAAGAAACGUCAGAAUGAAUAUUUCCCAAACCUAUGUGCUUCUGAAGAAUAUGAAUGUGACACUAACUAUGGUGGUAAUGGAAAGUUUUCACUCUAUAGAAUUCCUUCAGGGAAGAAAGAAUCUGGACUUGAGCUUCUAGAAACAAAAAAUAAAAGCGAUUUUGAUUGGUUGAAAACACCACCAGCAACUCCUUUGUUUCCUUCCCUAGAAAUGGAACCUAAUGCCAAACUCGUCGUUCAGAAAGAGCUACCUAUUGCUCAGUUUAUCUCAAAUGCACAAUUUGCAAAGAAUGAUGUGGAGGAAAACAAACCAAAGGCAAACCAAACCAACUCAAUUAAAUCAUCAAAGCUUCCCAUGAGAUCCAUAACACCAAGUUAUAACAGACAGAGACCUAACAUGAGUAAAAAUACAAGUGAAUAUCAAUUAGGAACUCACCCUACCACCACCAAAAAAGAACAUGAUGCUACAAACACCACUAAAUCUCCUAACCCUAAAAAACAAAUCAACAAUGUCAAUUUCAUUUCUCUAAAUCAAAAGAAAAGUAUUGAAGCAAAUGAGCCACAAAGGAAGCUAACUAGAACAAGAGGCGUGUCUCCUUCAAUGAAAUCAAAAGGUUCAAAUAUCGCGAUAGAACUCUCAAAUGAGACACCGCAAAAUUUGAGGACAGAUAAAAGGUCAACUUCAAAUACAAGAGGAAGAAGCAUUACAAGAGGAUCUUUAGUUGGAGGGUUUCAAAAUCAAGAUAUUACUCCAAAAAAUACAAGAGGUAGAAGCAUGACAAAAGGAUCUUUAGUUGGAGGGUUUCAAAAUCAAGACCCGACACCAAAGGCGUGUAGACCGUCAAGGUCACCAUCACCAAGCAUGUCUAAGUAUGGUUUGAAUCAAUUUGAGAGAACACAAAAGAAUGAGAAGAAACAAAAAGAAAUAUUUACUCUAGGUGCAACAAGUAAUGAAAAUAGAUCAAAUUUUAAAGGAAGUAAAAUGGUUGAGAGAGUGGUGAAUGCUAGAAAAUUUGGUAGCAAUCAUGCAGACAAAGAAACAACACUAAAGCCUAUUAAUUAUAGGGUAUCAUGA
Molecule: messenger RNA, 1155 nt
Organism: Vicia faba (fava bean)
Lineage: Eukaryota; Viridiplantae; Streptophyta; Magnoliopsida; Fabales; Fabaceae
Source: the annotation of a GenBank genome assembly